GAUGAUGUGAGGCAGAAAGUGCACCUAAAUACCUUUGGCUUCUUCAAGGAUGGUUUCAUGACAGUCAAUGUCAGCAGCCUUUCACUGAAUCCACCCGUGCGCCCUGAAGACAAGAAGAGCUUAUUAGUGGGGUUCAGUUUGGAUCGGACAAGGAAUGAUGGGUUCUCCACUUACCUGGAUGAAGAAGUGGAUUACUGUGUCUUGAAAAAGAAACCAGAGCAAGAUGUCUCUGUUGUAAUCUUACUUCUGGACUACACUGAUAAUGUUGUGACAGUACAGUUCCCUGCAGAAGCUGCUGCUUUGUUACCUAAAAUUUCAUUCAUAUCUGAGGAGAAUGUUACUGCCUUCAGUACCAAGCCACUGAAAACUUCUGAACAGAGCAAUGAUUCUGAUAAAAACCCUGCAAAGACCAGCCCAAAUACAGAAAAAGAUAAGAAGUCCAAACGAAGUACAACAUCCUCCCAGCACAUAGUGGAACAAAAACAUCCUGUUCGCAAUGACGAAGGAACUUGGUCAUUCCAGUUCUUUUUUAACAUCACCUCUGAUAAGCAAGAAGGUCUCUACAGCCUGUAUUUCCAUAAGUGUGCUGGCAUCAAUGGGGCCACUAAUGUUCAGCGUGUAUUUAGUCUUGAUAUAGAAAUUACGGAGAAGAAUCCUGAAAGCUACCUCUCAGCAGGCAAGAUCCCACUGCCAAAACUUUACGUUUCCAUGGCCCUGUUCUUCUUCCUCUCUGGGACUGUGUGGAUCCACAUACUCCGUAAGCGCAGAAAUGAUGUAUUUAAGAUUCACUGGCUAAUGGCAGCCCUCCCUUUCACAAAGUCUCUGUCCUUAGUCUUCCAUGCGAUCGACUAUCACUACAUUUCUUGUCAGGGAUUUCCUAUUGAAGGCUGGGCUGUUGUUUAUUACAUCACUCACCUACUAAAGGGUGCCCUUCUGUUCAUCACUAUUGCCCUUAUUGGCACGGGCUGGGCUUUCAUUAAACACAUCCUGUCAGAUAAAGACAAAAAAAUCUUCAUGAUUGUCAUCCCCCUUCAGGUGUUGGCAAAUGUGGCAUACAUCAUCAUAGAGUCAACAGAAGAGGGGACGACUGAAUAUGGACUGUGGAAAGAAAUCCUCUUCCUAGUAGACUUGCUGUGUUGUGGAGCCAUCCUAUUUCCAGUGGUAUGGUCAAUAAGACAUUUACAGGAAGCUUCAGCAACAGAUGGGAAAGCAGCCAUUAACUUAGCAAAGCUGAAGCUUUUCAGACAUUACUACGUUAUGAUUGUGUGUUACAUUUACUUCACAUGGAUCAUUGCAAUUCUCGUAAAGAUUGCUGUUCCAUUCCAGUGGAAAUGGCUGUACCAGCUGCUGGAUGAAAUGGCCACACUUGUGUUCUUUGUCCUCACUGGGUACAAAUUCCGUCCAGCAUCAGACAACCCUUAUCUACAGCUUUCUCAAGACGAUGAGGAUGACUUGGAGAUGGAAGCUGUGGUGACAACUUCUGGAGUAAUGGAGGGCAUGAAGAAGGUCAAGAAAGUGGUGAACGGGUCAGCAGAGCCCCAGGGCGAGUGGGAAAGCACAGCAUGACAGACUGGACUCAGGCAGCACUUUCAGAGAAACUUUUUUUUUAAUUUAUUAAUAUUACUCUCAGUGGAAAGGGAGCAACUAGCACUUCCCAACACUGAGACUGCAGAGUGGGGUGUGUCUGGGGGGAGCAAAGCAGUGCAGAAAUAUAAUCAUUCCUUGGCUCAUAAAAUGAGAUCUCUUGGUACCAGCAAGGAGUGUGAAGCUUUCCUAGGGAUUUUGGGUAGCUUGUUCUUUUUUCCCCUUUCUGGAUCAGUUAGGUGUUCUGAAUUGUUUGCAGUUGCGUUCUUCAGGAUGUGUAAUACUGAUGUGAAGAAAGACCUUUAGUGUGUAUGUAAAGUAUAUAUUUUAUAUAAUGCUCAUUUAUAUAUAUACACACACUUGCUAUGUAACAUGUAUGCUGGGAAAUACAGCGUGUGUCAGAAGGUGGGAAAAGAAGAUAAGAGCUGUAAGUAUUCUUUUUUUUUUUUUUUUCCUUUUUAUAAACUCUCCUUGUGGCUUGGACAAAACAUUACAAACCAAAUGAAUAGAAAUAACUGCAGUUAUUA
Molecule: messenger RNA, 2111 nt
Organism: Merops nubicus (carmine bee-eater)
Lineage: Eukaryota; Metazoa; Chordata; Aves; Coraciiformes; Meropidae
Gene: GPR107
Product: G protein-coupled receptor 107
Exons: 17
Biological process (GO): clathrin-dependent endocytosis
Cellular component (GO): membrane; clathrin-coated vesicle; Golgi apparatus
Molecular function (GO): clathrin heavy chain binding
Source: RefSeq, a predicted model, not a curated record